ACUGAUCAGCUGAUUUUGACGCAAAAGCACGUGGGUGUCAAUUUUGGGGGAGGUUUUUGUAAACAAACCCGUAACUCUGGGAAUUCUGGUGAACAGGUGCUAAAUCCAGGAGAUUUUCCAUCAUGCAUAGGGGCCAGAAGAAGUUGACAAAGAACUUCAGGAAGAUGAAAGUUCGCUGCAGUGAUAAAGAAGGAAAAGCUGGGAAUUCAGCUGAAACAGCAGCUGAUCUUCACGAUGAUGACUCCCACGAGGAUUCUGAAGCUUCUGGCAGUGAGACAUCCUCUGACAGCUCUGGCGGGGAAGAUUUGGGAUCCCCACCGUCAUUUAAAGUGGCCAUGUGGGAUCUCAAUCACUGCGAUCCGCGGAAAUGUUCAGGAAGGAAGUUAGCCAGGCACAGGCUAAUUAGGAAUCUCAAACUUGGUCAGAGAUUCCCAGGAUUAGUUCUCACCCCAGUGGGGACUAAAACUGUCAGCCCGGAAGAUCGUGAGAUUGUGGAGAACGCAGGGAUUGCCGUUGUUGACUGCUCAUGGGCUAAAAUUGAUCAAACCCCCUUCGGGAAGAUGAAAUCCCCCCAUCCACGUCUUCUGCCCUUCCUUGUGGCUGCAAAUCCCAUCAACUACGGCAAACCCUGUCAGUUGAGCUGUGUCGAAGCCAUCGCAGCCACAAUGAUUAUCACGGGAUUCAAGGCUGAAGCUCAGUGGUAUUUGAGCAAGUUCAGCUGGGGGCAUUCCUUUGUGUCCCUCAAUGAGGAAUUGCUGGAAAAAUACGCCAAAUGCAAGACUUCUGCGGAAAUCUUGGCUGCUCAGAAUGAAUAUCUCGAGAAUGCUGCAAAAGAACAAGAGAAACCCGGCCCGGAUUGGCCCAAAGUUGAAUCCUCAGAGUCUGAGGAUUAACAUUCUGUCCAGUUUUAUCAUUUUUAUUGCUUUUUAAUUGUAUUUAAGGCUGAAAUAAAAUGAUUUUUUGCGAAAUCAA
Molecule: messenger RNA, 972 nt
Organism: Lutzomyia longipalpis
Lineage: Eukaryota; Metazoa; Arthropoda; Insecta; Diptera; Psychodidae
Product: 18S rRNA aminocarboxypropyltransferase
Exons: 2
Coding region: 123-893 (256 amino acids)
Biological process (GO): maturation of SSU-rRNA
Molecular function (GO): rRNA small subunit aminocarboxypropyltransferase activity
Source: RefSeq, a predicted model, not a curated record